Messenger RNA from Sesamum indicum (sesame), 1297 nucleotides. Lineage: Eukaryota; Viridiplantae; Streptophyta; Magnoliopsida; Lamiales; Pedaliaceae. The record is from RefSeq and is a predicted model, not a curated record.
UUUGAUUCAAUCAAUCUUUUGAUCAACACACUAAAAUUUUUAAUCGAAUUCUGAAAAGCCGACAGACUUAAGAGUAUGUGGGCAGCUCAUGUUUUUCUUUAAUCAUUAAGCAGUCCGCAAACGCACACUCAAAUAAGCCGCAGACACCUCUGAAAACUCUGUUGAUUUCUUGGUCUUGGGCUCAACUGCUUUAUACAUUAAAACAAGAAAUACCCAGAUUGUCUUCACUCUACGUGUCCAGUCUAUUUCAUCUUUGCCUUUUGAAGUAGUUUCUGAUACAUGUAUAGAUGUAGUAUCAAGUUUGAAUAUUUUGGAUUUUCUGAUUCCCGUUUCUACUUACUACAUUCAUACAGUUAAAAAUUUCCAAAAGUUGAGUGUGAAAAGGAUUGUGUUUGAAUGGAGAGCAAUUCAAGCAACAGCAGCAAAUUCACGAGAAUCUGUGUAUUCUGUGGAAGUCAUCCGGGUCACAGAAAAGUCUUCAGCGAUGCUGCUAUUGACUUGGGGAAUGAACUGGUGAAAAGAAAGACCAACUUGGUGUAUGGGGGAGGUAGUGUUGGGCUAAUGGGGUUAAUUUCCCAGAGAGUGUAUGAUGGCGGUUGCCAUGUUCUUGGAAUAAUUCCAAAAGCUCUAGUGCCCAUUGAGAUAUCAGGAGAAACUAUUGGAGAAGUGAAGAUUGUUGCAGACAUGCAUGAGCGUAAAGCUGAAAUGGCUCGGGAGGCUGAAGCAUUUAUUGCUCUUCCUGGAGGAUAUGGAACCAUGGAAGAGUUGCUAGAGAUGAUAACAUGGGCACAGCUGGGAAUCCAUAAGAAACCAGUUGGUUUGCUCAACGUCGACGGGUACUAUGACUCUUUGCUCACGUUAUUUGACAAAGGCGUCGAAGAAGGUUUCAUCAAGCCAGCUGCUCGGCACAUAGUUCUUUCAGCUCCUACUGCCACGGAGCUUCUAGCAAACAUGGAGGAAUACAGUCCUUACCAAGAACAUGUUGCCCCCCAUGAAAGCUGGCAGAUGGAGCAACUGAGGAAUUACCCAAUGGAAAGAAAUACAUGAUGGAAUUUGUGGUAGGCCUAUUUACUGGAUAGAUCACUCGAUGCAAUUAGUUCUGUGUUCAUCUUGGGCCACCAUAAUGAUGCAUUACUAUGUCCGGUUUGAUUCUUUGUGAUUCCUGUUUUUGCAUGACAAUUAUAGUCAUAUUGUCAGCUCAUACUUUUGAUGCAAUGAUGAAUAUUAAGAGCUCUCACAGAACUUUAUAUUUGACAACAGAAAAGUUCAGGACCAUAUGUUUCUGGUCCUAUCAAAA